UUUACCCUCCGAACUAUGGGGAGGACGGAGGAGAGCUCAGGGAAGGGGCUGGACGGACGUGCGGGCCGGUAGAGGGAGAGGAGCGUAGCUUCUCUCUCCCUCCCCUCGCUCUUCCUCUCGAGGCCAAGAUGGACGGACGCGUAAGUGGUUUUACAAUACGGUGAAGGAAGGCCUCGAGUCCGAACCAUCGGAACUUCUCCCGUCUCCGCGUCGUUAUCGAGCAGGUUCUGAUCUAAAAGACCACUUCGCAACAGUCCAGCGCGCGAAAGAUACAACACGAUCCCAAGCGUCAUUGCAAGCGUCACUGUUUAUCUACUCGUAAGUGGUACAAAGGCCUCUAAGAGUUGGGGUGCGGUUGCGAUGCGAAGACCACGCACUCACGCACCCGUCUCCGUCCGGAGAAGCUGGUCCCCAAGGUAACUCUUUCCCGUCACCGCAAACGUCACCCUUCCCUUGCCCCUCGCUCUAUUAAAGUCACUGCCCUCCGGCCGGGUCUCGCCACAUCCACAAUCCUCUCGAUCCUUUCUGUCUUGACUAGAAAUUAUUAAUUAAUUGUUCCAAAGCUUUGAUCCCUCGCGAACUAGUAGGAAUGGAGCAACGCCAACAGCAUUUCCUUGUAGUGACCUACCCAGCCCAAGGCCAUAUCAACCCGUCUCUCCACCUGGCCAAGCGCCUCGCCCAAACCACCGGCCGUCGCGUCACCUUCUCCACCGCCAUCUCCGCUCACCGCCGCAUGUUUCCGUCCUUGGCCAAACCCGACGAGGAAGUGGAAGAUGGCCUCCUCUCCUACGUCCCCUUCUCCGACGGCUACGACACUGGGUUCAAAGCCGACACCGACGGCAACCUCGAUGACUUCAUGUCCCAAUUCAAACUUGUCGGGACCAGAACUCUUUCUGGCAUUGUCCACGACCUCCCUGCACGAGACCGCCCCGUAUCUUGCAUAAUCUACAGCAUCUUAAUGUCAUGGGCCGCCGAUGUGGCACGUGAUCAUGGUAUCCCCUCUGUCCUCUACUGGAUUCAGCCAGCCACUGUCUUCACCACGUACUACCACUACUUCCAUGGCUAUGAGGAGCUGAUAACCUCCCACGGUCACGACCCACUGUUUACGGUUGACCUACCAGGGCUGCCACCGCUCCAAAAUCGUGACCUCCCGUCCUUCUUAACCGUCACCAGUUCCGACGACCCCUACCGUCCUAUCUUCGUCGGGGUAAGAGAGACAUUUGAUACACUGGACCGGGAGGAGAAGACCUCAAAGCCAAGAGUUUUCUUGAACACCUUCAACAAACUGGAGGCUGAUGCGAUCAAGGCCAUCGGCAACUUGGACCUCAUCCCGAUAGGGCCUCUGCUGCCGUCCCUUUCUUCAGAUGGCCAGAAUUCAAAAGACACCGUCUCCGGUGGCGAUCUUUUCGAAGCCGAUGAGAAGGGAUACAUGGAGUGGCUGGACUCGAAGCCGGAGAAAUCGGUGGUGUACGUAGCAUUUGGGAGCAUGUCGGUGAUAAAGAAGCGGCAAUUGGAAGAAAUCUUGUGGGGAUUAAAGGAAAGCGGGAGGCCUUAUCUUUGGGUGGUGCGGAAGGACAACAGAGGGGAAGGCGUCGAGCUGGAGGAUGGAGAGAAUGGGAUGGUGGUGGAAUGGUGCUCCCAGGUCAAAGUGCUCUCCCACCCAUCGGUCGGGUGCUUCGUGACACACUGCGGGUGGAACUCCACAUUGGAGAGCUUGAUAUGCGGGGUUCCAACGAUUGGGGUGCCGCAAUGGACAGACCAAGGGACGAACGCAAGACUGAUAGAGGUGUGGGGGACUGGGGUGAGAAGUGAGGUUGACAGAUCACAAGGACUGUUAGAGGGGAGCGAGUUGAAGAGGUGUUUGGAGGUGGUGAUGGGGGAGGGAGAGAGAGGGGUGGAAAUUAGGAGGAAGGCAACGAUGUGGAGGGACAAAGCGCGGGAGGCCAUACGUGAAGGUGGGUCGUCCGAUAGGAAUCUGAAGACUUUCGUGGAGGAGUUCGCGAACAAGUACUGAAAAUGUCAGUCUUGUCCGAAUUAUUUUGUCGGGCAGCAAGUUAGAUUCUAUUCUUAUUAUUAUUAUUGUAGUCCACGGGAUUGAGUCGCGUCCGAAUUAUUGUUGUUGUCGUUGUAGUUCUUUUUUAUAUGUAGUCCAUCGGAUUGAGUCUCGGUAGAAAAAUAUUAAGAGUCAAACUAUGAUAAUAAAAUAAUUGGACUGUUAACUUCUUUUUAAGAAGCAAACUUGAAUUGCUUAUUCCAAUUUA
Molecule: messenger RNA, 2261 nt
Organism: Phoenix dactylifera (date palm)
Lineage: Eukaryota; Viridiplantae; Streptophyta; Magnoliopsida; Arecales; Arecaceae
Source: RefSeq, a predicted model, not a curated record